Molecule: messenger RNA, 1039 nt
Organism: Rhinichthys klamathensis goyatoka
Lineage: Eukaryota; Metazoa; Chordata; Actinopteri; Cypriniformes; Leuciscidae
Exons: 10
Coding region: 78-974 (298 amino acids)
Biological process (GO): protein deglycosylation
Molecular function (GO): N4-(beta-N-acetylglucosaminyl)-L-asparaginase activity
Source: RefSeq, a predicted model, not a curated record
CUCGGAUUUACAUUUUUACUUUCACUAAAGAGGGAAAUGAAUGUUUCCCGUAGAUAAAUACAUGUAUACAUAUUUUAAUGCAAAUUUUAAGUCAAAUGGCAGCUGUGGGGACAUGGUCUUUCUCUCGUCCUGCUGUGGAGAGAAUGAGUUGUAUGCUGCUAGCUGGACAAAAUGCUACUGAUGUUGUAGAAACAGUAAUGGCAGAGUUUGAAGAUGAUGCAGACACGGGACGGCACAUUGUUGGCAGAGGAGGAUAUCCAAAUUGCAAGGGAGUGGUUGAAUGUGAUGCUGCAAUUAUGGAAGGUGUGCCAGGGAGAUUUGGGGCAGUGGCUGCACUGCGAGGUAUUGCACAGCCAUGUCGUGUAGCUCGCAAAGUAAUGGAGAAGAGUCCUCACAGCUUGCUUGUUGGAGAUGGAGCAGAAGCAUUUGCUCAGGAUCUAGGUUUUACAUCUGAGGCCAAUGACAAUAUGCUCUCUCACCAUACAGCUACUGCUUACCGGGAAUUCCUUGAAAAAAAUCAACCUGUUAGUGGUGGGCAUGAUACAAUAGGUCUUAUUGCUCUCGAUCUAAGCGGAAACAUAACAGUAGGAGUUUCUACAUCAGGAGCUCCCUUCAAAUCACCAGGGAGGGUGGGAGAUUCUCCGCUUCCAGGCUGUGGUCUAUAUGCUGAUCAUACAGUGGGGGCUGCAGCAGCUACAGGAGAUGGAGACAAAAUCAUGUGCUACUGUCCAAGCUUUCAUGUUGUGCAGCUAAUGAAACAAGGCUCAUCUCCUAGUGAAGCCUGUCAUGCUGUACUUGCCGAUAUACAGAGGAGAAUAGGUGACGAUAAAUGCUUUGAAAUUGGGCUUAUUUCUUUGAAUAUGAAGGGAGAGGUCGGAGCUGCAUCUUCUGUGGAAUUUCCAUACACAUUCUGGAACCAAGGGCUGGAUUCAGUGAAGGAGCUUAUUAACCAACCAAAAUCCCUAAACGUUUAAUUUCUACUCAUUAAGCAUGUGGGUGCAUAUAAAACCUCAUUACUUUUAACAUUUAUGUUCAACUU